AUUUUAUCGUUCGAGGGAGUUCCCAAUCGUCAUCGUGUUGAUCGUUCAAGCAUUGGAGAUGGCAGGGAACACCCAAUUUGUUUAUCAGAGGCGUGUUGAAAUAGAUGAAUUAUUAGAGCAAUGUACACCGUAUUUACGAAAGAAUAUAAACCCAAUGGAAAUAGUUCGUGAUCUGUUAGAUUUGACACAGUUCGAUAGACAACAGAUUGAAUGUCAGACAAAACGAGAGGGGAGAUAUUCGGGGGAUGGACAAAUUAUUGGAAUGCAUUGCCAGACGUUCUAGGGAAUGUUUCUUUGAUUUUCUGGUACUGUUAGAAAAAUAAGAAGUAUUCAAAAAAAUCUGAUUUUGUAAUAAAGGAAGCAAAUCUAACCUCCUCGACAGAAUUACUUGAAGCAAGAAAUCGUUAUAAUGAACGAUAUGGAGAGAACGUUGAGUGUUUACCAAGACAACCGCAGUGUGCCGCUGGUGAUUUGUCAGGAAUUACACAAAAUAACACACCUAUUUUUUGUGAAUAUCCCGUGACAGAAUAUCCACCCAUCCAACCCCAUCAACAGCAUGCAGUACAUAAUGCUGGUAGAGACCAGGGCAUUGGUAUCAGCAACUAUCCUAUGUUGCAGCCUAUGCAAAAUGUCCCAGGUGGAACAGACAUACUUCGACCACGUCUCCCAGGGAAUGAUGACCACCAUUCAAAUAUUCCAAGACAGCAUGGACGUUAUGCCAGCCUUCUCCUCUUUUAAUCUUGGUCAAGGAGGAGGCCAGGGAGGUCGAGGAAUUCCAUUCAGAGAAAUGGAUUCCAUGAAAAAAAGAAAGGAUGAUUUUGAAAUUGAUGUAACUCCAAUUAACCAAGCAGGCGUGCAAAUAAAUCCAGAAAGCAGGGGUUUUUCCGAUUGAGUCUAUACAGGAUAAUUUUGUUGAGCAAGGGCAAUGCAGCAUUACCCAGAGAUGUUGAUAAUACAAGCCUGCUUGAACCAAUCCCUACAAGGAAUCCCCCUCAUAUACAGACUUAUCAAAGUGAUGGUCAACAAAGAGUUGGAAUAGCUGGUCAAAUGGACCCUAGACAAAAUAUAUUAAGACAAAAUCUCACACCACCAAUACAAAGAGAUCAACCUGUGCCAAUUAGCCAUCAACAAGGAGUGCUGAGAAAUUUACAAGACGAUAAAGCCAUUGGGGAAUCUCCGAGAUGAAAUCUUCAGCAAGAUAGGGACAGUGUUGUCUCGUGGAGAGGGGUCACCAUCAUGGAGGAAAGUUGGGACAAAAGGCUGGCAUUACGAGAAAAGAAAUGAGAGAUAUUGAAAAGAAAGAAUGUCCUGCUGAGUCAUUAUUGGACAUGCUUCAUGACAACUAUAACUUGACAGUGAAAGAACUACGAGAUAUUCUACGACAAACGGAGUGCUAUGAAGCUUUACAAAUUCUUGAAGGAAGAGGAACACAGUUUCAGCCAAACAUUGACGUUUCUGAUGACGAAAAUAUUAAAGUAAACAAUUUAAGCCAUCUUGGAGGAAGAUCCGUUCGAAAUGAAGAUAAAACCUCUGCUGAUUUCAACAUAGAGUUAUCAGAAAAAGAAGGACCAGAAAAAGUUAUAGAAAACAUAUCUGCUCCGUUUUGUAGAGAGCCUCAAGAGCAUGAACAUUUUAAAUGUGAAGCUUAUCCUGAGUCAUCUUCAUCAGUAUCAGAAAGCGACUCAAAGUCCAUACAAAGUAACCAGCUUGAUUCAGAUGUAAUACAAUCAAGUGAAAAUCAGGUCGAAACAACUAUUGACCCAGUUGAAGCAGAAACAGACCAAGAGAAUAAAAAUGCAAAAAUGGAUGCAGUGUGUCUUUCUGAAGAUAUUUCUGCAAAUUUAAGUGAAGGAAACAUUACCGAUACAGCAAUGGAGUGUGUCACUACAGCAUCUGUCAUUUCAAACAAAAUACAGAAUUGGAAUCCUGAAUCGACGGAGGAAGGUGGGGAAGUAUCCGGCAUACAGGCACAAGGAGAUGCCAACCUUUUACAUAGUGAAAAGCCACCUGACCAGGAAAUGGUACGGCUUCAACAGGAAAUUCAGACACAGCCAAACCUAUCAAGCUUUCGUGACCUCCAGCGCAGUGUUCCAACUGAACUUGGUGAAGUAUCUGUUUUACAAGCCCAAGGAGAUGCCAACUUCGUGCGUAGUGAAAAGCCACCUGAUCAGGAAAUGGUACGGCUUCAACUGGAAAUUCAGACACAGCCAAACCUACCAAGCUUUCGUGACCUUCAGCGCAGUAUUCCAGCUCACGAGAAUGAUAGACUAAGCACUUUACCUGCUUCAGAACAAAACCAAAACAUAACUAGAACCAAUGUUUCCCACUACCAGGGUUUUGAAGACGGACAGAAAAGUGAUGCUAGGAACUCGGACAUGAGCCAGAUGUGUAUUGUUGAUAGAAAGUCAAAGAACGAAAUCAAAGAAGAUUUUUCUUUGGUUGGGAAGCAGGUGAUUCAACCAAAUCCUGAACUUACUCCACAAGAAGUUUCUAACUGUGGGAGUAAUUUGGAUGCAUGUGCUGUCAUGGCAGAAGGCGAUCAGAAUUUAAAACAAAGUGCACUUCCUCCAAAUUUAGAUCAUCAAAACUUUAAAAGGGAAAUUGGAACACAGCAAAGCACAGUCGAAGAUUGCCCUGAACAGUCACAACAGAGCAAUUCAAAUACUGGUGUUUCUGAAGCCCAUCAAGGAGAGGCAGAUUCUCUACGGAAUCAAAACAGCUUCAGAGAUAUUCAGCAUUCUGUCCCUGAAUACAGAACCGGGGACUUGGAGAAUCCCAACUCCAGUUUACCCAGGAAUGUAGACAGCCUUGUUAUGGAUGAGGAGGAAACCUUUCUUAAAGAAAGGCACAGGCCAUUGUUAAAGUAAUGGAUUAAAAAGGAUUUGAACAGACCUUCACCCAAAAUGAAACUUUGGAAAAAUAGGUUUUGUUUGGUAUGCUUAGCCUUGUUGUACAAUGUUCUACUGUAUUGUUACAUAAUUGAGUUCGCAAUGAUGAAUUUCAAUAUAAAUUAUUUGUAUUUUCAACAUUUUUGUAUCAAUUACCCUGACUUCAUCCAUGGAUGGAUUUAAUGAAAUUUUGUGUUUAGAAAAAAAUGUAUCUAGAGUUUCCUAAUGUAGCUUAUAUGAGCUAUUUAUAUGUUGAAAGAAAUUAAGAAAAACCAAAGUUCCUUUGCUACCAUGUUCCUAAAUCAUAUGCUUAGCAAAGUAUCGUCACAACUGCAUUGCAAAAAUUUUAUGUUGUAAAAACCUUUUGAUUUUUCUAGUUUUAAAACUGCAACGGAAUUAAUGAAAACAUUAUGGGAAGAAACUCUUAACUAUAAUCUUUCAGUGUGCAAAGUUUUGCUAAAAUCGACCCAUCAUCAAAUUCAGAAAAAUUCAUUGAAAAAUGUGAUAUGGUUUAUAUUGUAAGAUGUGACAUAGAAGAAUGAUUUUUUGGUGAAUUUUGUCAUACUACAUGUACCUUUGUAUAUAAUGAUUUUUUGGUGAAUUUUGUCAUACUACAUGUACCUUUGUAUAUAAUGAUUUUUUUAAAGUAAAAAUAGUUGACAGGAACCCAUAGAGAAUAAUAUAAAUAAUUUUCUCUAUAAUGAAAAGUUGACAUGAAAUAUACAGGUGAUUGAAUGUUUGGGCGAAAUAUCUUUUCAUGGGACCAUUUGUUAUGUAUACCAUAUUUAAGCUGUUAAGCACUCAUGCUUUUAUAAGUGUACUGCCACCUUUCACCUAUAAAAAAGUCCCUAACCUCACUGAUCUGCCCAUAUAAUCUUCAGUCUUUGAACAAAAUAUGCAAAAUAUUUUUUUUGCUGCAUAAAAGUAUGUAAAUGAAAAUAAAGUUAUUUUUUCCAUGCAAAUUUCCCAUACAAAUUUUUCUCUGUACAAUGGUUUAACAAGCACCCAUUUGUGUUUUUGUAAGUGCACAGUGGGCUCAAUAGGUUUAAUACAGUAUUAUUGUGUUAAUCGAUCAUAAUAAUUCUAAAUCAUAUAUUUUUUUUUUUCUGUAGUUUAAACCCUUUGGAGAGAGGACAAAUUUUAAUUGCUUUUCUUUAGAUUUAUGUAGAUAUUUUGAAUAUUAUUAUAAUCUAUUCAUCUUGACAUGAAAUGGUCAUUGACCUAAAUAAAUGAUUGUGCUACCAUUUGUUCGUUCACGAACUUGAUUAAGACAUUAAGCACUUAGAAUGCUAAUUUAUAUAGUGAAAUUUUUGGAAAUCAAGCAUCAUGUUUCCUUCAAAAUUUUGACAUGUUUUUAACUUUAAAUGUUGUUUUUUUUUAAGUUUACUCAAACUCAUUAACAUAUUCAUCAGAAUUACACAAUAUUACUGUUUAUAUCCCUGACACCACAAUGAUACAGUAUAGCAAUCUGGUCUGAAUAGAUUGAGAAUUGUUUGAUAAUCAGAUUUAUUUUUGUUUGUAUAUAUAUCAUGAAAAUGUAUGUUUUUACAGUUUCAAUUAAUUAUCAGUGUUCAAAUCUUACAUAAGAUCAAUUUCAUGUCUGUUUCUGUAACAAUGCAUGCUCUUAGAAUUUAUAUGGAAGUUUUAGCUGUGAUUGCUAUUUUUCACUGUAGAAUACUGAUAUCAUGAGUGCAUGUAGUAAAGCAUAAGCUUCAGUCUACUCUAAAUCAUGGAAUGGUUCGCUCGCUUCAGGCAACAGACGAAGAUGUGUGUUGUGGUUUCCACGUCAGUAUCACCUUAGAUACUCCUGUAGGUUUUCCUCUUUUAUUCCCAAUGUGGCAAAAGAUUUUUAACUGUAGCUCAAUAAGAAUUAGAGAGUGUAUUUUACUGUAUAUCUGUGAUUACCCCCAUUUGGCAACUGUGAUACCCUACAAAUUGUAUUAUUAAUGAUACUGUGUUAUUACAUUAUUCGUUAGUGUGUUGAAAGUUCUAAUUACUUAUUAACUUAUUAGUCUCUUUGAUAGUCUAGUAGCUACUGCAUGUAUCUAUAGUUUUAUUUAAUUAGAAAAAAAGGAAACAUUCAAGUAAAAAAAAUACUAACCAAAAAAACAAAAAAAUACACAUAUCCUCCCCUCCCCCCAUUUCUCAGAAAAAAAAUCUAUGUAUGUACAGGUGUAAGUCACUGUGCUUUAAAUGUUGAAGAAACUGGAAAACCCAGAAAAAUUCUAUAAAUGUGCCAUGAACUGCAAUAAUUUCUAAUAUAACUGAGGGAAUGAACCCUGGCCGUCCUAAGGUGAAAAGUGAAAUGUGUGCUAUCCACUGCGGCAUGCAGCCAUUACACUUAAUAACUGACACAUUAUUUUAUUAGGCAUCAUAUAUUACAACUUACAAUGUUUUACAUACAAUUUCUGCAUAUUAGAUAUAUUAUAUAAACGUGUAAUAGAUUCAUCUGAUUUUUAAUUGAUAAGGGCAUUUGGCUUUGAUAAAUUGUGGCAGUGUUAAUUUUCUCUCCAUGUUCCAGUUGAAAUAGUACAAUUUGUAAAAUUUUCAAGUGAAAUACUGCCAUAAUUUUGUACAAAGUGACAGGACUUCAACAGAUAUAGCUUAUGUGUUGAAAAUUAGAGAAAGGUCUCCUGACCAAGACAAUCCAUAGUCUUUAAAAUUGGAACUUGAGAUCCUCUGCUAGACAUUUAGUUUCCACUUGGAGAUAGACAUUUGUAUGUUAAGGACUGGCUUGUCUGUUGUCACUAUAAUGUGAAUGGGAGGGAUGAGACAUUUGUAUGGUAAGGUCUGGCUUGUCUGUUGUCAGUAUAAUGUGAAUGGGAGGGAUGAGACAUUUGUAUGGUAAGGUCUGGCUUGUCUGUUGUCAGUAUAAUGUGAAUGGGUUUGAUGAGACAUUUGUAUGGUAAGGUCUGGCUUGUCUGUUGUCAGUAUAAUGUGAAUGGGAGGGAUGAGACAUUUGUAUGGUAAGGUCUGGCUUGUCUGUUGUCAGUAUAAUGUGAAUGGGAGGGAUGAGACAUUUGUAUGGUAAGGACUGGCUGGUCUGUUGUCAGUAUAAUGUGAAUGGGAGGGAUGAGACAUUUGUAUGGUAAGGUCUGGCUUGUCUGUUGUCAGUAUAAUGUGAAUGGGAGGGAUGAGACAUUUGUAUGGUAAGGUCUGGCUUGUCUGUUGUCAGUAUAAUGUGAAUGGGAGGGAGGAGACAUUUGUAUGGUAAGGUCUGGCUUGUCUGUUGUCAGUAUAAUGUGAAUGGGAGGGAUGAGACAUUUGUAUGGUAAGGACUGGCUUGUCUGUUGUCAGUAUAAUGUGAAUGGGAGGGAUGAGACAUUUGUAUGGUAAGGACUGGCUUGUCUGUUGUCAGUAUAAUGUGAAUGGGAGGGAUGAGACAUUUGUAUGGUAAGGUCUGGCUUGUCUGUUGUCAGUAUAAUGUGAAUGGGAGGGAUGAGACAUUUGUAUGGUAAGGUCUGGCUUGUCUGUUGUCAGUAUAAUGUGAAUGGGAGGGAUGAGACAUUUGUAUGGUAAGGACUGGCUGGUCUGUUGUCAGUAUAAUGUGAAUGGGAGGGAUGAGACAUUUGUAUGGUAAGGUCUGGCUUGUCUGUUGUCAGUAUAAUGUGAAUGGGAGGGAUGAGACAUUUGUAUGGUAAGGUCUGGCUUGUCUGUUGUCAGUAUAAUGUGAAUGGGAGGGAGGAGACAUUUGUAUGGUAAGGUCUGGCUUGUCUGUUGUCAGUAUAAUGUGAAUGGGAGGGAUGAGACAUUUGUAUGGUAAGGACUGGCUUGUCUGUUGUCAGUAUAAUGUGAAUGGGAGGGAUGAGACAUUUGUAUGGUAAGGACUGGCUUGUCUGUUGUCAGUAUAAUGUGAAUGGGAGGGAUGAGACAUUUGUAUGGUAAGGUCUGGCUUGUCUGUUGUCAGUAUAAUGUGAAUGGGAGGGAUAUCGUGUUACUCUGUCCAGUCGUGACAUCUCAGUGUGUAUUAGCACUAUAAUUUUUUCUCGAUUGAUCUAAUCAUUUGCAGACACUCUCUUCAUUCAUACGAGUUUGAUUUGUGAAGACAUUAAACCCUUAACAGACUUUGUAUUAGCAAGAUUUCGUGAAGUGUUCCAGCUUUAUUUUAUACUCUCUAUAUAGACAAGAGUGACAGUAUAAUAUUGAUAAAUGUCUGUAGAGUUUGAAAUAAAAGAUUAUUAGAAUCUUUCACUCCUUCAGGGGUGAAACAGGUAUCCUAACGUACCUCACAGGGUGUUCCUGGUUGCUAGGGAUGUGAUUGAUAGAAUAUUUCACUCCUUCGGGGGUGAGACAGGUAUCCUAACGUAUCUCACAGGGUGUUCCUGGUUGCUAGGGAUGUGAUUGAUAGAAUAUUUCACUCCUUCGGGGGUGAGACAGGUAUCCUAACGUACCUCACAGGUUGUUACUGGUUGCAUGGGAUGUGAUUGAUAGAAUAUUUCACUCCUUCGGGGGUGAGACAGGUAUCCUAACGUACCUCGAUGUUGUUCCUGUGGUUGCUAGGGAUGUGAUAAAUAGAAUCUGUCACCCCCUUGGGGAUGAAACGAGGGAAUCUCAACUCAAGGGGAGCGUUCUUAAGUUACCAAACACGAGGCUUGAAAAGUGUUUGCCAUCCUAAGUAUCCUUCCCCGAGGGUAUAGAUUCCCUUGUCUCACUUCCAUGGGGGUGAAUGAUUAUUUUUCUCUUACCCUGUUUACCCUCUUAUGUAUCUAAUAUUGACGUUACAUCAAUGUAAGGAAAUGUUGACGUGACGUGAUUGAAUUGUCAACAUGACAUCAUUGUAUUGUUGCCAUGACGUCAUGGAAUUGUUGAUGCGACGAAAUGUACUUGUUGUUUGGGUGAGACAAGAAAAUCACACACCGGUAAAACUGCGAGUCAUCCCUGUCCAGGGUAAGAGAAUCUAUUAAUCUCACCCUGAAACAAAUGAAGUUGACAAACAUGAGGCCUGACUUUGAGCUUGUCUAUAAGUACAUCACAGAGGACUGGUUGUAUUUUAACUCUUUAGUUGUAGGGCUGUAAUGCUGUAAUAGCUGAUGUAAAACCUGUUAAAUUCAUACUGUAUUUAGUCUAAUAAACGCCCCCUUCCAAAUAACCAUGUUUCAGUGAUAAUAUCUAUCCAUAUUUGUCCAUAGUUUAGAACAUUUAAUAGUUUAAAGCAAUGAUGUUUAUGUUAGUGUUGGUGCAAUUUCAUACACAAGUGCCAGAAUGUUUGUUACUAAUAGUUUUACAAUAUUUUGGACAGAUAAACAUUUUUUCAUGGUGUCAAACAAGUACAGUCAACAGACCUAACAGCUGUUACGGACUCUGACAUUUAGCUUUUUAUUAAAUGCCCACCCCCCCACCCUCGAAAAAUUGCAAGCCCCGGGGCGUUUAUUAGAAUAAAUAUGGUAACUGGAUGAUUAUUCUUCUAUGAUGCUUUCAUUGAUGGAGCAUAGAAUGGAAAUCAAUGAUGUAACUAGAUUCUGGUAUUGUUAUAUAGCGCACAAUGACAUCAUCCAAUUGUGAGUUGUGACACUUUCAGAAUGAUGAAGCUUUAAAGAAAGACAGAUUUGUCUUUUCCUACCAAAAACAGGAAUGUGCAUGUGAAGUGUGGUAAAGAUUACUUAACAAAUAUUUUGAUUUUGAUUCAAAUUAUGAUAUAUUAAUUUUAAAAUGUUAAUAUUCUGUAUUGGAGCCUAUGCUUGUUAGAGCUGAGUUCUCAUUAGAAAUUGUAAUAAAGACAUGGUGUACACUUCAAAAA
Messenger RNA from Pecten maximus, 8625 nucleotides. RefSeq lists its product as uncharacterized. The coding region runs from base 1281 to 2867 and encodes 528 amino acids. The record is from RefSeq and is a predicted model, not a curated record. The transcript is spliced from 4 exons. NCBI's taxonomy places the organism in Eukaryota, Metazoa, Mollusca, Bivalvia, Pectinida, Pectinidae.